AUCCAUCUUUCACGCCAUAAUUUUAUAGAUUUCUCUACUGGACUUACGGACAUAUGGUCGCUGUAUGGAAGUACCUUUCCUCAAGUCCGGGAAUUAUGGGAAGGCCAUGACGCUUUUCGCGUAACAUCCGAUCCUUCCUUCUUGGCUCGGUGUGGAAUGGACCGAACUGUGUCCAUUGAACGAUUAUUCGUGCAAGGAGCAUACGAGACAUAUGGUACCUUAGAUCUUAGCGUUCUGACCGCUUCUGCAGCGCUUCAACGACGGAUCGUAGAUGAGGUUCUACGCGGAAAAAAUUCUCUCCCCUGUGUUCAGAACUACCGCGGAGAAUGUUUUAUUACGGACCCGUUGAAAAGUUGGAAUUUUACAGACUUUGCAUUUCUGGAUGCCGAUGAGGUAUUCAGGCGUGUCAACAGGGUCCCGAUGGUUGACGGACUUCCUGUCCCGGCUCAGUCAUUACUUUCUGGCCAGCCUCAGGAGGAUGACCAGAUCGAGGACCCUGAUUUCCUCACAUUCACUUAUUACUUCCAUGGAGACGAUUGUCAGAACGAGGCAAAGCACAAUGCUUGGUUGAAACGCCUUCAAGCUGUGGGCUCUGGGAUGGGGAGAAUAAAGUCAUCCUCUUCUGCACCAAAAUUACUUUCUAUUCAGUAUGAUGUCAGUGACGACAAAUCUCGGAUUUCUCUAAUGGCUGUUGUGCUGUACAUCACCUAUGCCGUUGUGUUCGUUCACUUUUCCGGUUCUCUCAAGCGUAUGGACACUGUGCAUUCGCGUUACGGUCUAGCGUUAACCGGGAUCGUGGAGAUCAUUGCCAGCACGUUGUGCAGUGUAAGCGUUUGCGCUCUUUGGGGUUAUCAUAUUACCAUGGUACCUUGGGGGAUUUUACCUGUGGUGAUUGUGCUUGUGGGUGCUGAAAACAUGUUUACGCUGAUCGACAAGGUGGUUUCAACCCGUGUGACUCUCCCUGUUAAAGAGCGUCUAGCCUUGGGUCUUUCCCAUGCUGGAACUUUCAAUACUUUUCGUGUUGUGGGUUGCAAUGUAAUUCUUGGGACCAUCGGUUUUUUCGCGCAUGGUGCCACUCGCCAAUUUUGUGUCUUUGCAAUCGUUGUGCUUGUGGCUCACUGGUUUCUGGUGCAUACCAUGUUUGUCGCAGUAUUGGCCAUCGACCUGUACCGUCUGGAGCUCAGCGAACUUUUGCAUCAGGGUUCAAAGAAGCCGUCCGUACCUAAUGGAGCGAAUGGUCUGAAGCGCACCAGCCUCAGCCCCGUGAAAAAGCGCAACAAGGUGCAACAGUUCCUGAAAUCGGAGGCGGCGACCAACGGGAGUUUACUACUCAUGCUGGCUGUGUCAGCAACAUUGUACUAUGCCACUUAUUCAUUUCCGGACAGGUAUGAUAUGGAGCCACGAGUUACGGCUGUGGCGUACCGCAUGAACAGCACUCGACCGGCACCUCCCACCGAAGUCGUUCAAGACGUCGUAGGCAGGAAGAUAUGGGACGUCCUCAACCCUGAGGAUGACCCACUUCUCUUCGUCAAAAUCGAGCCUCCUACUGUCAUUGAGUUAGCCAUCUCCACUUCACAACCACAAGCGGAGCGUCGUCAUCAGCCUCGCUUCUUUGCAUCUCGCAUGACUUCCCAACUCAAUCGAUUGAUGAGGAUCGUGAUAUUUCCUUCAGUUGCUACCAAUUUCCUGCUCUACAUAUUACUUCGAUAUUUGCAGAAAGAUCCAGAGUUGGUCGCCGCGCAGGGGCAUCGCGAGGAUGGCGAUCGCCCUUCGAAGCCUCGCACCAACCUGGUUGAAGGCAAUGUCUCAUUUACGCCGUUGCUGCGUGCAUGUUCUCAAAAUGUGGCGAUGAUUGCUUAUAGUCAAGACACAUCUAUUAUUGCUGCUGUCAGCGAUAAUGAACUUGCCAUAUGGUUCGAGGAUGGAUCUCAUCUGACCCUUGAUACUACCUCCGCUCUUUAUUCCCGCUCACAGUCACUUGGGGAAAUAACGAGCCUCGCUGUUGAUCCGUCUGGCGCCUACUGCGCUAUUGGUAGUAGUGAGGGAAUACUUGCGGUCUGGUCAAUCUUCAUUCGUUCGGUCCUAUUUCAAGCUAGUGCGCUGUUACCGGGAAGGAUUCGUUCGGUUCGGUUUGGAUACACCCCAAACGUGCUCACACACCGAACCAAGUCGAAACUAAACCUCCGACGGCCAUUAACCCUCGCCAUAUCAGUGGAUGAUGGGGAAACGUACAUCUGGGACUUUUUUUCUUCAUCGUUGCCUUCCAGAGGAGCCGAAGCUAUUCCUCAGCUUAGCUCCGCAUCUCCCCGCGAGGGAGUCAAGCCGUCGAUGACGUUCUACUCCAUGCGGCUUGCCGGAUUGGGUGUGACAGAUACUAUCAUCAGCGUGCAUCCUCAAAUACUGCGCGUUGGCGAUGUCAACUUUCCAAUCCUUAUCAUUAUCACACAAAAUCGCCAAGUAUUUAUCUUCAGAGAGGAUUCGCGAGAGCUUGCUGGAGUUGUUGAGGCUCAGUGCAGUGUAGUAGACCAGAUUCGGGUCAUCGGAUUGUCUGCCAGGGAAUGCGCAAAAUGUUUAAAUGAUCGGGAUAGUACUCUGGUCAUUGCCUUGGGAACGGAGGAAGUGCUGAAGAUAUACCAUCUCCCAUGCGUUCCUGAAGGGAAGUUAUGUUCAUGUCUUCGACAUGAUAUGCUUGAUGCACAUAACGUGGUUCAAGAUGGGAGCAUUUCACGUCGAACCAGUAUGACCUUCAUCUCGGCAACUUCACCUCCUACACGUUUACAAACCUUCCCCGUCCCGCUUCCGAUGGCCUCCAUUGGAUCUGCCAUCGAUUCCUCACGGCGGCUUCGAACUGCCACUAAGGUCGCUGAGAUUUCCAUCGAAAGAGGAAGCUGGGACGUAUGCAAUAAUCUUAUUCUUGGAGUACGAAGACGGCUGCCUGCCUUCCAGCCGAGAUCAAGUCGGAACGAACUCUCGCCAAGCAGCCGGCCACAGCCCAAGUCGCCGUUUGAGCGAUGGGAGCUCUGGUCUCUCGACCUAUAUGGGAAUUUACGAGUUUCUCCUAUUUCUGAACUUUCCUCACAUGCUGAUUCAUCAAGUCCAAGGACAUCCCGUUCAUCUAGCGUCUCCGAGUUAUUCUUCCACCCACCGCCCGAAGCCUCCAUGCCCACUCAGGUGCACUCCAGUGCCUCCACAAGCUCUACCUUCCCUCGCAUUCCUUUCACAAGGGCAGGUCCCUUUUUGUCGGUCACUCCAUCGAUCUCUAUCACUAGUUUUGGGAAUACUCUUGGAGUUUUUCGUUUCUCCUAAUCCCUCUCUUGGAACACUAGAGCGCCCGUAUCCUUGGAAUUAAUUUGUAUCUUGCUUAUGUAGCCCAGUAUUGUACGAUUGCACCUACAUAAACUAAUUACUUGGACUCUGCAAGAAUGUUUUAGCACGACUAGAUAGCAAGUCUUCAUU
Messenger RNA from Cantharellus anzutake, 3456 nucleotides. Its product is annotated as sterol-sensing domain of SREBP cleavage-activation-domain-containing protein. Gene Ontology annotation, molecular function: protein binding; sterol binding. NCBI's taxonomy places the organism in Eukaryota, Fungi, Basidiomycota, Agaricomycetes, Cantharellales, Hydnaceae. The transcript is spliced from 7 exons. Gene Ontology annotation, biological process: SREBP signaling pathway. Bases 157 to 3306 code for a protein of 1049 amino acids. The record is from RefSeq and is a predicted model, not a curated record. Gene Ontology annotation, cellular component: endoplasmic reticulum membrane; Golgi membrane.